CAUACAGGUAAAAGGCUGGCAUGAGGACUUUUUACGGUCAUAACCCUGAGGGUAGGAGAGUUCAUAAUUGCAAAUCUCAGCCUUCAAAAAAGAAGCUUCGCAAGCUCCCUGAAAAUGUUGAAGUGCAUAUUAUUGAUGACUAUGAUGAUGGCAGCAGCAAGGAUCACUCAGCGGAAGACAGAUCAAAGCAGCUUGUCCUUUACAAUCCUGAGAUCACACAUGACAAGCAAAGGGUAGUUGAAGUUACUGAGCCAAUAGAUCACUAUAAUACACUGCACCAAAGUUCCAAGAAGCCAAGAUAUGGAUAUGGCACGGUUCUACCUUCUAUUGGUGUUUAUACUGUACAGUGUGCCUGCUGCUUCAAAUGGAGGGUCGUUCCAACAAAAGAAAAAUAUGAAGAGCUACGGGAAAGUAUUUGUCAGGAGCUUUUUGUAUGCUCAAGGGCUCGUGAAUGGAACCGUGCUUUAUCAUGUGAGGACCCAGAAGAUAUGUCACAAGAUGGAAGUAGGGUGUGGGCAAUCGAUAAGCCAAACAUUGUCCAACCUCCUCCUGGCUGGGACAGGGAGGUCAGAAUCAGGGGCGCUUCCAGCAAGUUUGCAGAUGUGUAUUACACUUCUCCAUCUGGGAAAAGGUUGAGGUCGAUGGUUGAAAUUGGGAGGUACUUGGCAGAGAACCCACACUACAUUAGACAAGGGGUUAACUUGUCUCAGUUUUCGUUUGCUACUCCCAAACCUCUGGAAGAAGACUAUGUUCGAAAGCGUACAUUUGGAGAAUCUCGUGAAUUACCAGAGAUUCCUGAGGUUGCACAAGGUGCGUUAAAUCAGCCCAAGUUGAUCCACUGGGUUGGGCAGCACCUCCUACUCGCAGAGAACUGCUCGGUGAACCUGGCGCUUCAACUUCGGUCCUUCGUGGUGGACCAGCGACUUGGAUCCCAAGCUUCCUCCACUUCGUCGGUCACAGCAACUGCCGGAGGCGCCAACCACUCCCUGCUGCCACAUCGCGUCGCCUGGUCUUCGCCUUCUACCUCAUUGGCUAUGGCUUCGGCCAUGCCACCCGCGCUAUCGAGGUCCCUCCUCACCCCGGGGCAUUCCGGCUACGACCCUCACUGGUCGUCGUUUGUUUCGCUGUUGAAGUGCCAGUACUGUGAGAGUGAGACGGCCGUGGUGCCCCGCGAGUUGAUCCUGAGGGCCAAGGCGGAGUGGCUGAGCUCUAUCAAGAUAUUUCCUUUCUAA
Molecule: messenger RNA, 1232 nt
Organism: Phragmites australis (common reed)
Lineage: Eukaryota; Viridiplantae; Streptophyta; Magnoliopsida; Poales; Poaceae
Exons: 7
Coding region: 21-1232 (403 amino acids)
Molecular function (GO): DNA binding; zinc ion binding
Source: RefSeq, a predicted model, not a curated record